UUUCCAGAAUUACAAUACAUUCUUCUGCUUGAGUUCCAAUUUUAGUUUUAUCCUUUUUCUUGGUUGAAAGAGAUUUGAGAAUGGUUCGUUUCAGCAACAACAUCAUCGGAUUACUAAAUUUUGCGACAUUUGUGCUGUCCAUCCCUAUCUUGGGCGGAGGAAUAUGGCUCGCAACAAAGGCGGACAGUGAUUGUGAGAAGUUUCUUCAGUGGCCUGUCAUCGCCAUUGGAGCUUUUCUUAUGAUCGUCUCUCUCGUCGGCUUUGUGGGCGCCUGUUGCAGAGUAAAAUGGCUGCUCUGGUUUUACGUGGCCGUCAUGUUUAUUCUCAUUGUGCUCUUGUUCUGCUUCACUGUCUUCGCCUUCGUAGUCACCAACAAGGGCGCCGGGGAGACAGUUUCAGGAAAAGGGUACAAAGAAUACAAGCUGGGGGACUACUCAAACUGGUUGCAGAAGAGAGUGGAGAAGAGCAGCAACUGGAACAAAAUCAAAAGCUGCCUUCAGGACGCCAAAGUGUGCAAAAGCCUCGCCGAUGAUUCGGUCAACGAAGUUGCAGAGCAGUUCUACAAAAAGAAUUUAUCCCCAAUUCAGUCGGGUUGUUGCAAGCCUCCAACCUCGUGCGGCUUUGUGUAUGUGAACGCCACUUAUUGGACUUCAACAGCAAGCAAUUCAACAGACAUGGAGUGUAGCAAAUGGAGUAAUGAGCAGGAUGAACUGUGUUAUAAUUGUAAUUCGUGCAAGGCAGGUGUGCUGGCAAACUUGAAGCACGACUGGCGAAAGAUUGGUGUUAUCAAUAUUGUGAUGCUCAUUGCUCUCGUUGUGGUUUAUUCCGUGGGGUGCUGUGCGUUCAGGAAUAUUAGGCGCGAUGAGAGAAAUGGGUAUAAAUAUAAUACAUAUCCUUGAGCUCGAGGUUCGGCUAAGGAAGGGCAAAUCGUUGUACCAUAAAUGAUUUUUUCCCCCAUUUUUUACUUUAGCUGAUUCUGACAUUCUUUCUAGUUGGAGCAGUUCCAGUUGAUAUUCAUGUUGUUGGUGUAGCUUUCCAGGGCUCAUGUGGCUCUGUAUUAAUAAUAUUUAUUUAUGAGAGAGAUCUCUUCAUUUU
Cryptomeria japonica (Japanese cedar) is the source of this 1095-nucleotide messenger RNA. RefSeq names its product tetraspanin-8. Gene Ontology annotation, biological process: auxin-activated signaling pathway. The record is from RefSeq and is a predicted model, not a curated record. NCBI's taxonomy places the organism in Eukaryota, Viridiplantae, Streptophyta, Pinopsida, Cupressales, Cupressaceae. Bases 81 to 899 code for a protein of 272 amino acids. Gene Ontology annotation, cellular component: plasma membrane; plasmodesma. The transcript is spliced from 2 exons.